UAAUGCUGUGACUCUCAUUCGGUUAACUCUGUGUUUAAAUAUUCAAUUUUAACUUUCUUCUGCUUCUUAUUGGUAACAAUUGUUGUUCCAUUGGAUUUCUGGUUUUGUUUCCCAUCAACAUUGACCAUCAUCCUUCAUUUGUUGUCCACAUUUUAAAGUAAUCUCGCCAUUUUCAUCAUUUUCAAGCUCUAAAUUCACCAACAGUCAGUAUAUUCAUCCUUUUUUAUUUACCUUAAAAGAUAUUGGUUUCCAUCUUAUGUCAACUCGGGUUUACUUUCAACCGUUUCUUUUCAUCUUUCUCGUUUGACUGUUAAAUUGGACCAAUUCUUCUUCUAUCAUUCAAAUUUCAUUCUAUUAGUGUGUCUUUAUAUUGUGUCAUCAAUGUUAAUAAAACAAGUGAAGAUGACAUUGCUCGAAGUGGAACCGUCCAUUAGUUGGUUUGUUAUUCAACUUAAACCACCAUAUCGUCUCAAUUAUUGUUAAUUUUUCUCCUUUUAUUGGAUUUACUUACAUCCAGCCAAGUGUAAAGGUCCUUUGAUUGAAAAAGAAGGGUUUACAGGAUUCCAUUUCAUCAUCUCAGUCUAUACUAUCAUCGGUUGAAUAUCUGUCAACAACACCUUCUGACUAUUUUCACUUCACUUAAACUCUGUGUCACCGUGUUAACCUUGCAUCUUAAGAAAAACCAUUUUCUUUGUUUUGUUUUCUCCUCACAAUUUUGUUUCAAUUUUUUUCUUCUCUCAAUACAAUCGUAUUUUUGUCCCUUAAGACCAGUAUUACAAGUUUGGAUCAAGUUUGACUUUAACUUUAAUUUAUAUCGCAAUUACCCUUUUUAUUUUGUCUUAAAAUCAUCAUCAUCACCAUCACAUAUUCACCAUCAUAAUGAUCAGAAGAGAUCAUCAAGUUUUUACCGUAGAAAGCUCUAUGAUCAAAGGGUCUGGAAGAUAUUUUGUCAAUCCAGUUUUCUCUCAUGAUGAGAUUGUUCCAGUGUCAAAUGUGUUUCGCCAAACAAUCAAUAGAUGUGACAGAAGUUUAAAGCGUCAAUCAAGCUUUCAGCCGGUAACAAUUGAAUGGCAAGAUUUAAGUGUUUCAGUUCGACCAGGAAGAGGAUUGUUCAAAUCAAAAACAUCUCAUAACGAGCUUAUUCCUAUUAUUAAAAAUGUCACUGGACAUGUUGACAGUGGUCAUCUUCUUGCCAUCAUGGGAGCCUCAGGAGCUGGUAAAACAACAUUCUUGAAUGUGUUGACCGGCAGAAACCUUAGGAAUCUUGAUGUUAGCGGUAAAGUGCUGCUUAAUGGGCAAAUUGCGACAGCCGAUAAAAUGGCUGCUUGUUCAGCUUAUGUUCAACAGGAUGACAUGUUUAUCGGUGUUUUAACCGUACGGGAACAUCUCAUUUUUCAAGCUCAUCUUCGGACAAGUCAUUCUUCGGAUAAAGAGAUAAGAGCGAAAGUGGACAAUGUUAUUUUUGAGCUUGGUCUUAAAAAGAUCGAAAAUUAUCGCAUUGGUUCACCAGGAAUGAAUAAAUCAAUCUCAGGAGGGGAAAUGAAACGACUUGCAUUCGCAUCUGAAAUUCUGACUGAUCCAUCAAUACUUUUCUGUGACGAACCAACCUCAGGAUUAGAUUCAUUUAUGGCUCAAAGUGUGGUUAGCGUUUUAAGAGGGAUGGCAGCGACUAAACGAACCAUUCUAGCCACAAUUCACCAACCUUCAUCACAAGUAUUUGAAAUGUUUGAUGAAUUAUUGUUGCUGUCACAAGGAAGAGUUGCUUUCAUGGGAAGCUCAGCAGAUGCUCUUAUCUUUUUCUCUCGGAUCGGUCUUCGUUGUCCUCAUAACUAUAAUCCAGCUGAUUUUUAUGUCCAACAACUAGCAAUUAUACCGGGAAGGGAAGACGAGUGUAAACGAAAAGUUGCUAGGAUUUGUACCAAAUUUUCAGAAUCAUCUUACGCAUAUCGGACUAAACAAGAAUCUGCGCCAGUUGGACUUAAAUUUGGCUUCAAAACACAAAUAGAUUUCUCUUAUAAACGUGGUUUUUUUACACAAAUCAAAUGGGUUGUUUGGAGAUCAUGGCUAACUAAUCUUCGGGAUCCUUUAUUAACCUUUUUUAGGAUAGCACAGACCAUUUUUGUCGCUCUACUUCUGGGUGUAGUUUAUUGGAAACAGGAAUACACGCAAGAAGGAAUUAUGAACAUUAAUGGAGCAUUAUUUAUAUUAUUAGCUAAUAUCACAUUUACAAAUGUCUUUGCCGUUGUCAAUACAUUCUGCUUGGAACUACCGAUAUUUAUUCGUGAAUAUGGCAAUGGGCUUUAUUCAAUUGCAGUUUACUUUCUGUCUAAAUUACUGGCUGAAUUACCGUAUUUCGUUUUUCUUCCAUUUGGUUUUGCUGCCAUAACUUAUUGGAUGAUCGGUUUAUAUGAUGAUAUUCAAGCAUUUUAUCUUGCGGCCAUGGUUUUAGUACUUAUAGCGAAUGUUGCUUGUGGCUUUGGUUACUUCAUCUCAUGUAUUAGUAAAAGUGCUACCAUUGGAUUAUCCAUUGCACCACCUUUUAUAAUUCCUUUAAUGCUAUUCGGAGGACUUUUCUUAAAUAACAAAUCAAUUCCAUCUUACCUUGCUUGGAUCAAGUAUCUCAGUUGGUUUUAUUAUGGAAAUGAGAUUCUUGUGGUGAACCAAUGGCGUAAAGUGACCAAUAUAACAUGUGAUAUACCUCAAUCUGACGAUGAUUUGAAUUCACUUGUUGGAUCUUUAAUGUUAAAUAUAUCAGAUAUCCGUGAAGGAUUAACAAAUGCAUUACCACCAGGAUUAGGCUGUACUUUGGAUGGUAAAGGGGUAAUUCAAAGAUUACACUUUGAUGAAGACAACGUAACCUUCAAUUUUAUCGCUCUGGGAGUUCUUCUAGUCUCUUUUAGAGUUUUGGCUUUUAUCGCGAUAACCAUUCGAGCUCGACUAUUUAGAUAAUUAUACUAAAGAUAUUUCAAAAAGAUUAUUUUUUGCAAACAAUUUUCUCUUUUAACUUCACACGAAUCAUUCCAUAUCAAAUAAAUUUAGCCAAUGAUUCACUUAUUUCAAUAUCCAUUUAUUUGGCUAUCAAUAAGUUCAUUUUACAAUGUAAUAAUGACAGAUAUAUUACCGGUUAUUAUCAUUUUUUUGUAGUAAAAUUGACUUCA
Messenger RNA from Tetranychus urticae (two-spotted spider mite), 3158 nucleotides. RefSeq names its product protein white. Gene Ontology annotation, cellular component: plasma membrane. NCBI's taxonomy places the organism in Eukaryota, Metazoa, Arthropoda, Arachnida, Trombidiformes, Tetranychidae. Gene Ontology annotation, biological process: transmembrane transport. The record is from RefSeq and is a predicted model, not a curated record. Gene Ontology annotation, molecular function: ABC-type transporter activity; ATP binding; ATP hydrolysis activity.